This is a messenger RNA of Maniola jurtina (meadow brown), 1286 nucleotides long. RefSeq names its product peptidyl-prolyl cis-trans isomerase H. The transcript has 3 exons. Gene Ontology annotation, cellular component: intracellular membrane-bounded organelle. Bases 287 to 841 code for a protein of 184 amino acids. The record is from RefSeq and is a predicted model, not a curated record. Gene Ontology annotation, biological process: protein peptidyl-prolyl isomerization; protein folding. Gene Ontology annotation, molecular function: peptidyl-prolyl cis-trans isomerase activity. NCBI's taxonomy places the organism in Eukaryota, Metazoa, Arthropoda, Insecta, Lepidoptera, Nymphalidae.
UCCUAUAUGUUAUUGGUCUGUGUUAAAAACAAUAAAAUUUAUAGGUUAUAAACCGCAAGUGACCACAAUUUUUUUACAAUUUGACUGUCUACCUGCUAAAUUGAUAUUACAACAAAACUGAAAAUAGAUAAUGUGCCCACACAGCUUCAUCGUUUUUCCCAAUUUCCAAAAAAAUAUAAUUAUUGAGUGAUAGUGAUAAUAAUUCGUUGUAUUGACAACUGCAUAGAUCGCAGGCACAUUAUUGUAUAUUUUUAUUGAUAUUCGUUUAUUAUUUAUAUCAAUAACAAUGCCAACAUGGAAUCAGAUUCAGUCACAGUUACGAAACCCAAACAACCCAGUUGUUUUCUUCGAUAUAACCGUCGGAACAACGGAAAUAGGACGAAUGAUAUUCGAGCUAUUUGCUGAUGUGGUGCCAAAGACAAGUGAAAAUUUCCGGGAGUUUUGCACUGGUGAAUAUAGGAGAGAUGGUGUGCCUCUGGGUUACAAAGGAGCUACCUUUCACAGAGUCAUAAAGGAUUUCAUGAUACAAGGUGGAGAUUUUGUUAAUGGCGAUGGCACUGGCGUCAUGAGUAUUUAUGGAGGAAGCACUUUUGCAGAUGAGAACUUUGCACUGAAACAUGAUUCGCCUGGUCUCCUAUCCAUGGCCAACAGUGGCAAGGACACAAACGGCUGUCAAUUUUUCAUCACUUGCGCAAAGUGUAAUUUCCUCGACAACAAGCAUGUGGUUUUCGGCAGAGUUAUCGAUGGUUUGUUAGUAAUGAGGAAAAUAGAAAAUGUUCCUACAGGACCAAAUAAUAAACCCAAGAUACCAGUGACAAUUUCACAGUGUGGACAAAUGUAACGGUGCAUUGACAGUUCAUGUAACUUAAAUACCUGUGGCAGCACUCCAGGCUUCCCUCUUUGGUUCCUGUGAAAAUCUCACAUCUUAAAAGAGAGAUAUAAUAGUGUGCAAUAGAGAGGUGUUUGUUAAAUAGCCACAGUGCUGUGCAAGCUGAGUCACACUUUAUUGCGUUGUAAUAAGUCUCAAUUUAUUUAAACAUCUUUGUGAAGUGAGACUUGAGGCCUGAAACAUCCAACGAGUGACAGAAGACAUUCAAAUAAAUAGCGACUUGACAAAAAAGUGCAGUUUGCACAUGACCAGUCCAUAAUAAUUUAACAAGCACUUCUUUCUAUUGCAGAAACUUUUAUCUCUUGUCUUAUCUAUAAGACUUACGCUUAAGUUGAAGAAUAAUAAUAGAGAUAAGUUGUGUUUGUUAUAAUGAUAGUAAAUAAAUUGAUUUUUACAU